AUGGCAAAGCUCACCAAGUUCUAUGGGCCCUACAAGGCUCUGGGCGGCAAAUCACACAUUAACUUCGUCGAACUCUUCGAGAAAUACGGAGAUGUUGUCCGAACUGCUCCAAAUGAGCUCAUAGUGUUAUCAACGGACGCUCAACAGAAAGUCUUUGGAGUUGGUACCCGAUGCUCGAAAGAAAACACUUCUUAUGAAUCCGUGGCCUACAAAGGCUUCCAAAAUUUGGAGGCUGCGACAAAUCGUGAGGAACACCGCAAGAGACGACAAAUCUGGGACAAAGCUUUUUCUACAAAGGCCUUGGAAUCCUACGAAACCUACGCUCGCGAAACAGUAUAUGAAUGGCUGGGAAAGUUGGCAUCUCUGCAGGGCCAACCGGUUAAUACUUCAUUGUAUUCUCUCUUGAUUCCUUUCGAAAAUAUGGGCCGCAUGGGCUUUUCCAUCAAUUUUGGAUCCAUCCAAAAGGGUAAAGAGGACAUUAUGUUGCACUACCUUGAAGAAACGCUUGGUAUGAUCGCAAAACUCGGCACAAUGUGGUGGCCGAUUGCUUUGAUCAACUCGAUAGGAGGCAGCGGUGAUCACAUUGAAUUCGAAAAGCUCGCUUGUAGGAUGGUCGAUCAGAGAGAAAAGCAAGCCGAUGAUGAAAAUGAGGACAUAAUGAAAUAUAUUCUUCAGGACCAUCACUCAAAAGUUCCGAAGGGUUUUCACCAUCAUGAUCUUUUAUACGCAGACGCGCAAGUUAUCAUGGUCGCAGGGACUGAUACUAUCGGGGCAACUUUAUCAUUUGCUUUCUACCAUCUAGCCCGCGAUCCUGCCCUACGACAGAAAUUGCUUACGGAGCUUGAGCCUCUCUAUGGACGCACGUUGACUGGUGAAUUCACCAACCAUGACUUGAGCGACGCUGAAGCACCAUACCUAAACUCGAUUAUCAAUGAGACGAUGAGAUUGGAUAAUCCGACUUGUUCUAACGGUGGUCGACUUACGCCACCUGAAGGGCUCGAGGUUGAUGGUAUCUUUAUCCCCGGUGAGGUGGUGGUCUAUACACCAACGCAUGCUAUACAACGAAGCGCCAAGUACUUCAAAGACCCAAACAAUUUUAUUCCAGAACGUUGGACUACGCGACCCGAUCUAAUUAUUGAUAAGCGGGCAUACCUUCCGUUCUCUUGUGGUUCUCACAGCUGCGUGGGAAAGAAGGUUGCUAUUCUUGUGCUACGCUUGAUUUUGGCGUAUACGGUCUGGUACUAUGACUUCCAGUUUGCUCCCGGUGAAGAUGGGCUCGCCAUCCACCGAGAUUCGAUUGAUGCAUCAAUUUUGAAGCCAGGCAAGCUGGAAUGCGUCUUCUCUCAAAGGACUUGA
This is a messenger RNA of Trichoderma breve, 1356 nucleotides long. RefSeq names its product cytochrome p450 domain-containing protein. The record is from RefSeq and is a predicted model, not a curated record. Bases 1 to 1356 code for a protein of 451 amino acids. NCBI's taxonomy places the organism in Eukaryota, Fungi, Ascomycota, Sordariomycetes, Hypocreales, Hypocreaceae. The transcript is spliced from 5 exons. Gene Ontology annotation, molecular function: monooxygenase activity; iron ion binding; heme binding.